AUGGCCAGUCCAUCAACUCCACCAAGCAAAUACCUUUGCCUCACUAUUUGCGGCUACCGCAAGCCUGGCAUGAGCGAAGAGGACUACCGGCACUACAUGACAAAAGUUUCGGCUCCCAUGACCAAAGACCUGAUGGUCAAGUACGGGAUCAAGCGAUGGACCAUGAUUCACAACCCUACCCAAACACGGGAACUUAUGAGUCAGCUAUUUGAUUCGCAGAUGGUUAAUUUGGCCGACUACGACUGCUUUAGUCAGGUGGUGUUUGAGAGUAUUGAAGACUAUAAACGCAUGAAGCAAGAUCCAUGGUAUAAGGAGAAGUUAUUUGGAGAUCAUGAGAACUUUGCCGAUACCAAGCGGAGCUCGUGA
Molecule: messenger RNA, 366 nt
Organism: Penicillium odoratum
Lineage: Eukaryota; Fungi; Ascomycota; Eurotiomycetes; Eurotiales; Aspergillaceae
Gene: tpcK
Product: decarboxylase tpcK
Exons: 1
Coding region: 1-366 (121 amino acids)
Molecular function (GO): oxidoreductase activity
Source: RefSeq, a predicted model, not a curated record